AUGGUGAAAGCAGGAGUGAAACUGAAAGCUGGACAGCAAGUAAUUAUUCGACCACCAAAGAAAUUGAAUCCACUUCAAAAAGUCGAUAAUCCGCCGCAAGUGCGUCCAGGCUUUAAAAUUGAUGAUGUUCGUUACAAGCCACGUCUUCCCUACGUGGAAGAGUACUUUGAAGACCAGAAUGAUGAUAACACGUUGGACAAUGUUGCAUCGAUUUGUAACUCGAGCUCGAGAAUCAAUUGA
Molecule: messenger RNA, 240 nt
Organism: Caenorhabditis remanei
Lineage: Eukaryota; Metazoa; Nematoda; Chromadorea; Rhabditida; Rhabditidae
Exons: 1
Coding region: 1-240 (79 amino acids)
Source: RefSeq, a predicted model, not a curated record